UUGAAAAUUCCAAUUGUGAUAUUAAUUGUGAUUUUAGCACCACAUCAGAGUGGUAACAACAGUGGUGUGAUUCAUGCAGGGAUUUACUAUACUCCUGGAACUUUGAAGGCGAAGCUCUGCGUCGAAGGUCACGCCCUCGCCUACAAGUUUUUCGAGGAGAAUAAUUUUCCGCACAAGAAAGCCGGGAAGCUGAUUGUGGCUGUUGAACCAGAAGAAAUUCCGCGAUUAGAUAACCUCUAUGAAAGAUCUCAAAAGAAUAACUGUAAGGAUAUCAAGAUGAUCGAUGGCUCACAAAUUAAGGAGUAUGAGCCGUAUUGUAAGGUAUGA
Molecule: messenger RNA, 327 nt
Organism: Cooperia oncophora
Lineage: Eukaryota; Metazoa; Nematoda; Chromadorea; Rhabditida; Trichostrongylidae
Source: the annotation of a GenBank genome assembly